This is a messenger RNA of Debaryomyces hansenii CBS767, 1872 nucleotides long. RefSeq lists its product as uncharacterized. Gene Ontology annotation, cellular component: mitochondrial outer membrane. The record is from RefSeq and is a predicted model, not a curated record. The transcript has a single exon. The coding region runs from base 1 to 1872 and encodes 623 amino acids. NCBI's taxonomy places the organism in Eukaryota, Fungi, Ascomycota, Pichiomycetes, Serinales, Debaryomycetaceae.
AUGACGGAGAUCUUCAAAACUAAUGUAAAAAGUUCGAAGCUAAUUGAUGAGAUCAAUUCGACGAAUACAAUAUCAGCGGAAUUAUGCCAGGUAUUGUCUGAUUUGAAUCAAUUUACGAACAACUACUUGACUAACCACUUGCUACCCACUAUUGAUGAGUUAACUGACACUUACAAACAUGAUAGAAAUUUAAAGAUUUUACAGAACUGUUUCCAGCAGUUAUGUUAUUUCCUAGGAGUUGAUAAGAAUUGCACUAAUUUGUUGAUUAAUUACAAUCAAUUGAUAUCUAUCGCAAACCAAUUAGAGAAGUUGUCUCCACCAGAGGAAAUCGAAAUCAAAGAUGCAAAAUAUACUGAAAUUGUGUAUUCCUUAAACAAUUUAAUCAACAUUUAUUUGAUUUUGAUCAUUUAUUCCAAAAAAUCGAACUCAUUGAUCUAUAAUACAAUCCACUAUAAGAAUCAGUUAAAUUAUUGGAAUGAUUUGAAAAACUCGCCAUUGAACAAGUUAAUCUACUUUAUUCAGAUUUCACCAGUUAAGUUGUACGAAUUAGGGCAAAUUAUAUUGGUCAAUUUUAAAGAGAUAUUUCAAACUUCAAUGGAGCAAGAUUUAGUUAGUAAUGCUAAACUCUUCAUCAACUCGAGUCAAAAGACAAUUCUCAAAUUAUUGAACAAGGCUCCGACAUUUUCGAUGUACCAAAUGAAUACAAAUAGAUUGAGUCAGUUCAAUUUCAUCUAUCAGACUCCGAUUAAUAUUAUCAACAAGGAAAUACAAAGUAAAGUGGAUCACUUAAAUUCUAAAAUUACCCUUAACUGUGAAGCUUUAGGGGAAAUGAUUAAUAGUUUACCGAAGGAAAUCCCCAAAAACAUCACCGACAAUUUCAAGAACCUUUCAGUAUAUGAACAUUUAGAGAAAUUGGAUAAUAAGUCUUCAGAUCCAAUAAAUAGUAGAAUAUUGAAAUUGAUCAAAGAAAAGUCAGUUGCAGAGAAUACAAAGCCUUCAAGGUUUGUUCGUUAUUGGCCAGUUAUAUUAACAGUUUUAAGGUAUGGACCCUCAAGCUCGAUCAACUUGUAUCAGAACCGGUACGAGAUCGCUAAAUGGAUAAAGUUCAAUCUUAUCGAUACCGUUAUUGGAUUCGGAAAAAAUUGGGUAAUAAAACCCAUUAACGAUAUGCUAAGCAUAUUAAGACACGAUGACAAUUUUAACGAACUAAGCAUCAUAAGUAAGGACUCUUUACAAUCGGACUUAGAUUCUCUAGAAAGAAUGGUCAUUGACUACGUGGUUGAUUACGAUAAGGUAGACAAGGCAGAGAUAACUAAACAGAUCCAUGAAGCCAUUCAAGAAGGAAACUUAACUAUGUUGAUGUCAAACUACGAGCAAGAUAUACGUAAUCCGUUCAAAUCAUUGGCCAAAGGUUCGUUGGUAAGAGGCCUCUUGAUUCAGUUACAAAAAACCAAGGUUGACGGAGGCGUGGCUGUAAGUGGUAUCGACAAAAUGUUGAAGUCGCAACAAUUAGUGUUCGGAGUAGUAGCCAUCAGUCCUUCCAUCUUGAUCCUCUAUCAAGCAUACCAAUUCAUGAUCAAAAAGUCCGCCAAACCAAUCAUGAUCAACGGCAAACAAUUGAACAUUAUAUGCUUGAAAUCAUUAAAUAAAAUCGAAAAGCUCAUUAGUCAUCCCCAGGACAACCUAAAGAUGGGUGAGCUAUUCAUAGAAGUGAUAAAUUUGCAGCUCCACUCCAGCAUGAUUAUUCCUUCGCAAAUAAAAGCAGAAUGGAUCCAAGACCUCAACGAGCUCAACAAGGUCAAUGUCACCAAGGAUAUGAAGUUGGCAAUUAUCUCCAGAAUAUGGAACAUGUAUAGUUAUUAUUUUAGAUAA